CUGCAGAACACGUUUAGUUAUCAAUUUGAAAAAAGAAUGUGUAAUUGUUGGUCAAAUAGUUUUAAAAAUGUACUAAUGGUCACCUCUUACGCAAGAAACAAAUUCGCACAAUUUUUAUUAUACAAAAUAGCUUAAGCUGUUAUAUGAUCAUGAAGACUUUGGCGUGUUCUCUUUUCGUUUUUGCGUUCGUGCUUGGAUUUGCUCACGGGGAAUAUGGCUGUUCAAGAGAUGAAGAGUGCGAAUGGAUGGACAAGUACGUGCAUCUGGCCGAAGAUGUUGGACACAAGUGCUGCUCCGACGACAAGUGCCGAGAAAUAUGUUCCAAGGAUAUUCUGAUGUUUGUUCUCUUUUUCCUCAUCAUUCCCAUCGUGGGCUGUCUUCUCAUUGCAACUUUUGUUGGUCUCAUUGUGUGCUGUGUGCUCAAAAACCAAAAAAGUAAGAAUACUUCAAGCGGAAAGUAUCGAGCUGGUGGACCUCCCCCUACCCUCAGCCAGAGCCCCAAAGAAGCCACGUCUCCGCCUGCACGACAAAUGUCCCAACCUCCCCCUUAUGAGAGUGGUGCGAGUGAGAGGCACUCGGCGGAGUCCACGAGCAACCCCGGAGCUUGAAAGGGGAGAAAAACUCAACGGGGUUUGAAAUAACCGAUUCCCAGAAGAUUGAAAAAAAAAAAUUGCAAAAUAUAUCGAAACAGGUUUCUACAGACAACGAAGUAGAAAAAAAUCUGUUUUGAAACAUGCUGAGCUCUUUUAAUUAGUUUAAACUAGAUUUCUACUCAUUGUUAAUAAAUUAUUUAAGAUUUGA
This is a messenger RNA of Symsagittifera roscoffensis, 801 nucleotides long. RefSeq lists its product as uncharacterized. Bases 144 to 608 code for a protein of 154 amino acids. Lineage: Eukaryota; Metazoa; Xenacoelomorpha; Acoela; Convolutidae. The transcript has 3 exons. The record is from RefSeq and is a predicted model, not a curated record.